Spodoptera litura is the source of this 2797-nucleotide messenger RNA. RefSeq names its product solute carrier family 12 member 8. Lineage: Eukaryota; Metazoa; Arthropoda; Insecta; Lepidoptera; Noctuidae. Gene Ontology annotation, cellular component: membrane. Gene Ontology annotation, molecular function: potassium:chloride symporter activity. The record is from RefSeq and is a predicted model, not a curated record. Gene Ontology annotation, biological process: potassium ion homeostasis; potassium ion import across plasma membrane; chloride ion homeostasis.
UUUUAGCAUGAGUUUGCCAUGAAUCUGUUCACCAUGAGCUUAUUUCCUUUGCAAAACAAAGAAAAGUAGUAGAUAACACUGCUCUACGAAAAAUCUUCGGUAAUAUGUGACGUUUCUGAAACUUGAACGCGCGUCAACACUUCAGCAGUCACUUCAUAAGAUAAACAUUCGGGAUGUGUUCUAAUGUUUUUUGAUAGUAUUUACACGUAGUAUAUUAUAAUUCAACCAAAAUGGAUCAAAAUAAUCGCCAAAGGAGAAAUGAUUUAGAUAUAGACAGUUUUCGAAGCGAUGAGCCCGGCUUUGAUAGAGCCCGAAUGCGAAGACAAUCUGGUGGCUUCGUGGAUUUAGGCAAUGAAUCACAAUAUGGUUCAGGCGGACAUCAAGCUUCAGGAGCUAACGAAAUAUUUGCAGACAUACAGGGUGAUGUACCAUGGUGGAAAUCGAACUUCUUUAUAUCACAACCAGUUCUCUUUGGUACUUGGGAUGGAGUGUUUACAUCUUGCCUUAUAAAUAUUUUUGGAGUUAUUGUAUUUCUAAGAUCUGGUUGGAUUGUUGGACAAGCAGGAUUAGUAAAUGCAAUUUUUAUAGUACUUUUUACAGUUUUUGUAGCUCUGAUCUCAGUGUUAUCAGCAGUGGGUAUAUGUGAGAGAUGCAGGAUAGAGAGUGGUGGAGUGUAUUUCUUGCUUGCACACACAUUAGGGUCCAGGAUGGGAGGUGCUCUCGGCAUGAUAUACUGUUUUGGUCAGGCCGUGGGCUGUGCCUUAAAUGUAUUUGGUUUUGGUGAAUCAAUGGCUGGCUUCGUAGUUGCUGAUCCACUUAGUGACACCCACAAGUGGGCAUCCCGAGGAUUUGCUAUAGCCGCAGUAUUGUUGCUGGGCACUAUAAAUAUCGCCGGAGUGAAGUGGGUGGUGAAACUACAAUUUGCACUGCUCAUGAUUAUUAUGCUCGCAGCUCUUGACUUCUUUGUGGGGUCAUUCACAACAGUACCAACUGAUGAAGCACUUCAAUCAGAAUUUAAGGGGUGGCUCAGUGGAGUUGCAGCAAAUAAUACAUGGCCCGCUUACCAAGAUGGCUACACCUGGUUCAAAUGCUUUGGAGUAUUCUUCCCAACCAUCACUGGUAUAUUAGCAGGAAUUAACAUGAGCGGAGAUUUGAAAAAUCCCUCUGUGAAUAUACCCAAUGGAUCAUUAGCAGCUAUCAGUACUGGAACAUUUUUAUACCUGAUGUUUAUAAUAACACUGGCGGCUACAGUGACGAGGGAAGGUUUACUGCACAACCUGUCAAUCACAGCUGAUAUCUCAGCAGUGACCGUUCUAUUACUUGGUGGUCUAUAUGUCAGUUCCAUGAGCUCUUGUCUAGGCGCCAUGUAUGGAACUCCUCGAGUCCUACAAAGUAUUGCAAAUGAGAAAGUUAUACCUGGACUUGCAUUUCUUGGUCAUGGGAGAGGUCCCAACAAGGUACCGAUAUACUCGAUGGUGGUAGUAGCAGUGGUCACCGUCACAUUCAUCAUCAUUGGUGACAUCAAUCAACUCGCACCCAUUGUCACUAUGCCGUUCCUCAUCACUUAUGCUUGCAUUGACUAUUCUUACUUUGCUCUCGCCCAAACUUUUGAUUUGCAACAUAGACGAGAAAUGAGAUACCAAGGUCAUUCGCAACGUGAUACGCAAGUUUACGGCGCUACUGGCAGUGACCUAGACUUACUGUUCCCAGAGAGAAUUAGACAUAAAAAUGUUGGGGACUUUACUCCAUCUCCAACGGACUCUGCGAUAAUGAACGGCCGUAUGUCUAACGGGGAUGUACGACGACCUAGUGUUAGCGUACAUUCUAAGAACAAGAACUGGUACUCGCAUCUUUGUAACAGAUGGCUGUCCCUUGUUGGGGUGGCAAUAAAGCUAUUGUUGAUGUUUCUCGUACACUGGGGGUAUGCUCUCGGCUGCCUGACUAUUCUGUGGCUGUUCUGGCUUUACAUUGGUGCCGCCAACCCCGCACUCAAGCCCGGACGCGCUUCAGAGUUCCGGUUCUUCCAUUGGCUUAAGAUUUCUUUCCUACAGUUAAUUGGGAAACGCCCCCUAGAAUACGAACAGUUGGUUGUGACACCCGUACAUGCAGACAUAUCCGUAGAACAAGAGAGAUUGAACGAUGACAACGAAGACUUCGCAUCAAGGCGUCGGUACCACCAGUCUACUGCGUUACAAAGUCAUCUGGUCAGCGUCGAUAGCUAAAUAAAUCAAAUGGAACAAAAUAACAAUAUCAAUUGAACAUAUUUUAACAUGUUGCUGACCAAUCAAUAUUUGCUACACAUCACAUUUCUAUGAAUAACAAUAUUUGACCUAAUACACAAAGAACAUUAAAUCAAAUCUGAAACUAACAUAUGUAUACCUCUCUGCUCGAUUGUAAUCUGAUGUCAUUAAUAUCAAUAUAACCAAGUAAUUGAUGUGUGCAGCUACGCCAAGGCCUUGUGGACUAUCCUAAUCCUAAUUGUGGAGUAUCCUAAUAAAAAGAUGCAAUAUGUAAAUUCAAAAAAGCUGUGUAGGUAACUUAUAAAAUAUGGACUGGAGAAGCGACUACUCACCUUUUUUCAGUAUCUAUUUUUAUUAGAAAAAUAGUUGCAGAAACAGAGAAUACAUGAAACUUGCUUUGCAUGACAGUAAUUCGCAUAAUGCUACUUACAAGCUUGAAAGCACUUCGCUAUAAAGGCUUGUCAUGGCUAUACACAAUCCAUCUUCUCAUAUGUUCUGUCUGUGUCUUUUUUUUUUGUUCUUUAGCACAUAUUAAAAACAAUUUACAAGAGCACUAA